Amoebophrya sp. A120 is the source of this 167-nucleotide messenger RNA. The record is from the annotation of a GenBank genome assembly. Lineage: Eukaryota; Dinophyceae; Syndiniales; Amoebophryaceae.
AGCCGGUUGUCAACGAACGCUACUGGUUCUUCUCUGCCAGACCACUCGCCCACCACGUCAAACGGCUGCACCUCACUGAGAGAGUGGCGCGAAUCGCUGGACAAACGCUGUCAGAUUCUGAUCGACAGUAUCGAUGCAGACCUCCGUUUCUAUUCCGACAAAGCCGA